Myzus persicae (green peach aphid) is the source of this 2255-nucleotide messenger RNA. Its product is annotated as neuropeptide SIFamide receptor-like. The coding region runs from base 541 to 1953 and encodes 470 amino acids. NCBI's taxonomy places the organism in Eukaryota, Metazoa, Arthropoda, Insecta, Hemiptera, Aphididae. The record is from RefSeq and is a predicted model, not a curated record. Gene Ontology annotation, cellular component: membrane. Gene Ontology annotation, biological process: G protein-coupled receptor signaling pathway. The transcript is spliced from 4 exons. Gene Ontology annotation, molecular function: G protein-coupled receptor activity; peptide binding.
GCCGUUUCGCCGCGCGCACGCACACCGCACCGGUCGCGAGUAGCCGUCGCACCGUUUUUGCGUUACUUCCCGUUCGUCUUCCGGGUCGCGGAACCAUGCGACAUCUCGCCGCCGCUGACGGUCUGCCGCGGUGUCCGAACCGCGUAGUCACUCCGUCACCACCGACAUCGUCACCGUCACCGUCGUCACCGCCGUCACCUGCUCGACCGCCCGCUUACCACUUGUUGACGGCCACCGGAAAACUCGUCGCCGAUGAGUCGCGGUUCUUUUUCGCAGCCGUUUUUCCUCCGCACCAAUGUCCACAGUUUCCUUGAGAGGAAACUCACAAUAAUUAUUAUACAUUAUUAUUGCUAUAAUUGCCAUCGUGGUACGAUAAAACUCGCACACCACAACGUUUAGGCAUAGGUAUUUUAUAGGCGAUAAACUGUUACGCGCUUCAAUCGUCGACUUGUCGGGUGGCGAGAUCGACUAUCGACGAACGAGAGCUGCGAAUCAUUUAAAUACCAUUAUAAUAUCAUAUAUUAUAAAUAUAUUAUAAACAUGGAGUUUCCGAGGGACGACAACCAGAGCGGCGGCGCACUGUGGGACUACGGCGGGCUGGACGGUUGGCCGUGGCAGGAGUACCGGAUGAGGUACUCUCCCGAGGUGACAGUGCUGUUCUGCAUAGCGUACGCGGCCGUGUUCGUGGUGGGAUUUGUGGGCAACAUUUCCGUGGUGCUGGUGGUGUACAAGAACGUGAGGAUGCAGUCAUCGCCCACCAACAUAUUCAUCGUAAACUUGGCCGUUGCGGACCUGCUGGUCAUCGUCGUCUGCGUGCCGUUCACCCUUAUCGGCAGCAUUACUACCGAGUGGCGUUUGGGACUGGUCAUAUGCAAACUCGUGCCGUACUUCCAAGGAGUGUCCGUGAACGCUUCGAUAAACACGUUGAUGGCCAUCUCCGUGGAAAGAUGCUUGUCCAUUUGCUACCCCAUGAGCCCAGUGGGUAAAGGCGUCUGUAAGCGGGUCGUGGCCAUCAUAUGGAUCAUCUCGCUCACUAUCACUAUGCCGUGGGCAAUUUACUUCGAUCUGCAGCCUAUGGAGGAAGGCAGCGACAAUCAGAUUUGCCUGGAAUCGUGGCCGACCGUGGAAAGCGGCAACCUGUACUUCGUGCUGGCAAACCUGUUGCUGUGCUACGUGCUGCCGCUGACGGUGAUCGCCGUGUGCUACAUGUUCAUCUGGCAGAAGGUGAGCAGGCGCAAGGUGCCCGGUGAGCCGAUGCACAACGGCGCCAACAUGGUGCAGCGGUCCAAGAUGAAGGUGAUCACCAUGAUCAUGUACGUGGUGGUGCUGUUCGCGGUGUCGUGGCUACCACUGUACGUGGCGUUCUCGCUGAUCAAGUUCUGGCCGCUACCGCCGAUUGUGGAGAGCUAUACGGUCGCCUCGUUGCCGGUCGCGCAGUGGCUGGGCGCCGCCAAUUCGUCCAUCAACCCGCUGCUUUACGCCAUCUUUAACCACCGGUUCCGGGACGGUUACCGGGCCUUGUUGUCAGGCAAAAUUUGCCAAGCGUUCGACUACAGCAACUCGGUGAGGUACCUGCGCGGUGGCCGAGCCGGCACCACUGCUGCGUUUAAGCGCAAUAACAACAACAACAACAACAACAACGAUAACGGCCGUUGCGACCGCAACCGCAAGACCAUUGGCGCCAUAUACGUGCACGCCGCGCGGUCUCAGCUCCAGCAGCAUACGGCUCAGCAGCGGCGACCCGUUCAGCAGCGACCCGUUCAGCAGCGACUUGCUCAGCAGCAGCAGCAGCAGCAGCAACAGCAGCAGCAGCGUUUCACCACUCAGCAGCUGCAGCCACCCACCCACCGACUCGUCAAGUCGUCGUCGGUCAGAGAGACGCACGUCGCCGAAGGGUCUGCCGGUUCCGUGGUGCAGUUCUGUCUGACGAAAUGCGAAAAUUCGUUUGUGUGACCUCCGACACCCACAAUACCCGCACACCCGCAUGCAGCCGCCGGACUGUAUACGCCGCAGAUAAUGUGUACAUACAUAGGACUCGUAGACUGUACAAUUUAUAACCUAUAUAAUUAUACUAUUUUGUGUAUAUAAUAUUAUAGUAAUGUGUUAUUCUGGACCAUAGACGUGCGCAAACUUGAGGAUAAAAAGUUCUCCUGAAUAAGUGGUCAUACAAAUAUAUAAUAUAACCUAUAUUAUUGUUAAUAAUAUGCUUGGUAUUCAAAAAAUUAAAAUGAUAGGUUCUUCAACAUUUUUUUUAU